Molecule: messenger RNA, 1290 nt
Organism: Strigops habroptila (Kakapo)
Lineage: Eukaryota; Metazoa; Chordata; Aves; Psittaciformes; Psittacidae
Product: zona pellucida sperm-binding protein 3-like
Exons: 8
Coding region: 277-1290 (337 amino acids)
Biological process (GO): positive regulation of acrosome reaction; egg coat formation; binding of sperm to zona pellucida
Cellular component (GO): extracellular matrix
Molecular function (GO): acrosin binding
Source: RefSeq, a predicted model, not a curated record
AUCUGGGGGUCCCCAUCCUCAGCCCUCCCUCUCCUCCCCAUUGUCCCAGUGUCCAUCACAUGUGGCCAUUCAUGGCUGGCUGUUGUGGUCCCGCCUGCUCUCCUGGGAUCCCGUGUGUCCAGUGGGGAGCUGACCCUGGGAUCCGGCUGUGGAGUGACCACUGCUGAUGGGGAUGGGCUCCGGCUGGAGCAUCCGCUCACGGACUGUGGGACCACGCUGGAGCUCCUCCCGGAUACCAUCCACUACAGCAACAUCCUCCACUACAGACCCACGGCCAUGGGCCCUGUGGCUCGUGCCAGGCCCUUCUCCCUGCCCGUGGACUGUUAUUACCCCAGGACAGGCAGCGUCUCCUCCAGCGCCAUCCAGCCCACUUGGGUCCCCUUUGGCUCCACCGUGGCUCAUCGGAGACGCUUGCGCUUCGCCCUGGAUGUGUAUGACAGUACCUGGUCCUCCCGCCUGCUCCAGCCCAUCUAUUCCCUGGGGGAGCUGAUGAACAUCGAGGCAUCAGUGAGCACCGGCCCCGUCCUGCCCAUGAGGGUCUUUGUGGAUGAGUGUGAGGCCACCUCAAGUGUGGUGGCACAGCCGAGGUACAAGGUCAUUGCUGACAAUGGGUGCCUGUUGGAUGGACAGCUCGGCCGGUCCCGCUUCCUACCCCAGCGUGGGGAUCGCUUCCUCCGCUUCCAGCUGGAUACCUUCCGCUUCCCAAACACCUCUAGCAGCCAGAUCUACCUCCGCUGCCACCUGAAGGCUGUGGCCGAGGGGGCUGACAGCACCAUGGGCAAAGCCUGUUCCUAUGAUCCCGUAUCCCAUUCCUGGCAUUCCUUGGAUGGAGCCGACUGCUCCUGUUGUGGUUCCCCAUCUGGCUGCAGGCGCAGGCCCCGGCGAUUCGCCAACAGCAGAGCGCUCCUGGGGGAAGCCACCAUCCACCUCGGUCCCUUGGGGCUGCUCCCAGCUCUUCCCAGCUCAUCCCUGCUCCCCACAGCAUUCCCUAUGGCACCAGAGCCAUCACCUCGCAGCUCCUCAGUGCCCAUAGUGCGGGGCGAGAACAGGGACUCGGGCCUGGCUGUCCCCGUCCCUGGCACCACAUUGGCCAUGGUGGCCAUGAGCUCCAUCCUCGCUGCUGUGGCCAUGACCGGGUGCUAUUGCUCCAUGCGGAGGCACCGGGGUGAGAACAGAGUGGGGGGGCCCGAGACAGCUCCAGGGGAGCCCUGUGCUAUGGUCAUGGCCCCCACCACAACCGGGGGCACCCCUGGCACCUCCCCUGCUUGUGGGGACCCUGCCAUGGUGUGA